Messenger RNA from Hordeum vulgare subsp. vulgare (domesticated barley), 669 nucleotides. RefSeq lists its product as uncharacterized. Lineage: Eukaryota; Viridiplantae; Streptophyta; Magnoliopsida; Poales; Poaceae. Bases 89 to 391 code for a protein of 100 amino acids. The record is from RefSeq and is a predicted model, not a curated record. The transcript has 3 exons.
CGUUGCGCCCACAGCUACCAGUACCACCACUCUAUCCCGGCCCGUUCUACUUAGCUAGCGUCAGCCUUCUUCCUCGAGCUCAUCCACCAUGGGCGACUCCUCAUCAUCCUCGGCUUCCUACAUCAGAAUGGUGCACCAUCUGAUAGAGAAGUGCAUUUGCUUCAACCUGAACAAGGAGGGGUGCAUGGAGGCCCUGGAGAAGCAUGCCAAGAUCAACCCGGUCGUCACUUCUACUGUGUGGAAAGAGCUGGAGAAGGAAAACAAGGAGUUCUUCGAGUCCUACAACAAGGACCGGGUGGAGAGGAACAUCGAGGCGGAGACGAUGGAGCGGAUCCAGAAGAUGCUCACCGACGCGGCUGCCUCCAAAAGCUCAGACGAUGACGAGGGCUAGAAGGCUGCUGCUACUACUUAUCUCCAAGCUCAUGCGCAUGCAUCACCUCUAGCUAAUUAAUUGUAUGAACAUCAUGUCGUCCGUUAAUUGGAUCCGGUAUUAUGUCUAGGGGGGUCGAAUUUAUUAAUUGAACCUAGCUCAUAACAGACCACUAGCUUGAAACCAUGCAUGCAUGCAGUACGAUCGACUACAAGGACUGGCAAGCAAGCAUUUUAGUGUUUGUGUGGACGUGUACAUAUACAAAUCACUGCAUGGAAUAUUCAAGAGGACCCUACGUA